CCGAAUAAGACUGGAGUAAAGAACAGCAGCCGGCCGAGUCCAACAAAUACUCUCGCCGCUUCUACGAAGCAAACGCAAUUCUUCGAUUUCGAUUCUGGGCCUCCGCCUCCCGCGGCGAUUUCUCAUCUCCCUCUCUUCCGGCUUCUCGUGCUCGAAGCUGUACGUAGAUUGCAGAAAAAUUUCCUGUUCUCAAUCAGUUGGCGAAUUGCUGGGACUGCAUUUUCUUUCUCUUCUUCGGUAUUGCGUUGAGGCAAUGAACGAGAUUGAUGAAGAAGGAGUGAAGGAUGAUCACCACAUUACGUCCAUCAUAGAAGACCAUGAGAGAAUAUGCUGGGGAUGCGGAUUGCGCCUCCUCCUUGCAACUGAUUCACCUGUUUUCAAAUGUGGAUGGUGUGGAGCCAUAUCUACCCAAAUCAGAAUAAGGAAACCCGACAGCGCAUGCUUUUCCCGAUGGAGACGUACUCGAGACCGCUUUUUUGUCGCCAUUCUUCUUCUCUUCAUGUCCUUUGUCAUAUGUGCAGGUGUUUGGGCUGUAUACCCAACUGUCUUCUCUAUCAGCUAUUUCUGUGGAAUUUUCCAUUCUUCUAUAACAGCUAUUUUAUCUUUGAUUACUAUCUCUAGCUUCUGUUUGGCUGCAUUCAAGUCUGCCGGUGCACCAGUAUCUGUAACAUGGGGUAGUUAUCCAGUAGUGGGAAAGAAUGGCCUUGAAAACUUCACAUUCUGCACAUAUUGCGAGAAACCCAAGCCUCCGAGAGCACAUCAUUGUAGAUCUUGUCGAAUGUGUAUAUUGGACAUGGAUCAUCAUUGCCCCUUCAUAGGCAAUUGUGUCGGCGCCGCAAAUCAUCGGCAUUUCAUCAUCUUCCUCAUAUCCAUAGUUAUCGGCUGCUUUUAUGCUGUUAUGAUGUGUUCCUAUACUGUAUUUCAUGUUUGGCCUCCUCAACUUGAAAGCUCAGCAUCAACUGAUACUUCAGCUGUUUCAAGAAUGCUAAAGGAGGUCCUCACCGGCAUUGCUAGCUCAGUUCUAUUAUUAUCAGUGAGAGGCCUAGUGUUACUGUACCUGUCCUUUGCUUGUCUUUCUGUAGACAUUGGUAUAACCGUAUUGUUAUGGCAGCAACUAUAUUAUAUUUAUGAAGGAAAAACUUAUAUUGCCCACAUAAGUUCACAGAACAGUGGCAAUGGAGGUUGCCAGAAUAUUCUGCGGUUCUUCAACUGCCCAUAUUGGGCAUUCAGAUUUUUUCUGAUUCCAACAAAUACUGCAAAGUUCCAGGAAUCCAGCUCCAAGUUCUUGUAAAAUAAUUGACGUUUUACAAAUUGUAUUACUCAAAUUAAUGUAUGUUGGCUUCUUAAAUAUGACAUUUUUGACAUAGUUAUAUCUUCAGUUCAUAUAAUGCUCAAAUUAGAUGAGAUUGAAGGAAGAAAAGUUGUCAUUCCAGGGAGAAGAUUGUCACUUUGCAUUGUCAGAAUGUAAUUAUUUACAGAAGUUUAAUGAAGAUAGAAUGGGCUUCCAUCUAUUAUGCAGGUCUCUUAUACUAAUGUU
Phalaenopsis equestris is the source of this 1537-nucleotide messenger RNA. RefSeq names its product protein S-acyltransferase 11. Gene Ontology annotation, molecular function: palmitoyltransferase activity. Lineage: Eukaryota; Viridiplantae; Streptophyta; Magnoliopsida; Asparagales; Orchidaceae. The coding region runs from base 254 to 1291 and encodes 345 amino acids. The transcript is spliced from 4 exons. The record is from RefSeq and is a predicted model, not a curated record.